GGUCACAAAUUUUCAUGUAGAUUAAGAACAAAAUGGACUUGAGACGUCCUGGCCCAAUGCGAACUGCUGCUGCUAGUCGAGACCACACUAAAUAUUGUGAUUUUCAUCAAGAUCACGGCCAUACUACAGAACAGUGCAACAGCUUAAAGUUUGAACUGGAAAGUUUAGCUCAGAAGGGAAUGCUGAAUGAGUAUGUGCAGAGAGUUGAACAGCCGCGAUUUGUCAGAGAGCAGAGGCCGCAGCCUCAAGGAGUCCGCAAUCCCCCGAAUAGACAAGGUGUGGGAUAUCAGCAAGCCCCACCACCGCUCCCACCACCGGCUAGAAUCAUACAUAUGAUUACGGGAGGCCUCGAAGCAGGUGGACUGAGCUCUAAACAGCAAAAGCUGUAUGUUAGAGAGGUUAAACACCAAAACCGAGCUCAGAAGCGAAAGAUUGACGAUGCUGAAUGGAAGAAUCAACCCAUUACUUUCACAUCUGCUGACCUCGACACAGUUGUUACACCCCACAAUGAUCCUCUGGUCACUUCUAUCAUGAUCAACAACUGUGAAGUACAGCGUGUCCUUGUUGACACCGGGAGUGCACCAGACAUCAUGUACUUCCACUGUUUCGAGAGUCUGGGAUUAGAUCCAGCGUUGUUGCAGAAGUAUGAUGGUCCUAUCUACGGUUUCAACAAUCAGCCUGUUCCGGUAGAAGGAGUUCUUACCCUCCAUGUGGCUUUUGGGAGUGGCAGGACCUAUGUAACCCCGUCAGUCCGGUUCCUUGUCGUCAAAAUGGCCUCCUCUUUCAACGUUGUUAUUGGCCGACCCACACUGACUGAAAUCCGAGCUGUGGUUUCCCAGUCCCACCUCUGCAUGAAAUUCCCCACUCCUAUGGGAAUCGCAACAUUGCGAGGAAAUCAAGAGGUGGCCAGGCACUGUUAUAUCACCUCGGUAUCACAACCAACAAAGGGCAAAAAUAAGGUACCCGAGGUUACUCCCCAGCGAAUUCCCGAUAAUCAGCAGGUUAUGGGUGUUGAGAUUGUAGAUAAUCGACCAGAUGAUGAAACCAGAGCUACUCCGGUCGAAGAUGUUGAAGAAGUGCUCGUUGAUGACAGAGAUCCGAGCCGAAAGACACAGAUCGGAACUAGACUGAACCCGGAGGAGAGAGCAGAACUGAUAGCUUUUCUCCGAGCUAACAAUGAUGUAUUUGCAUGGACUUCGGCAGACAUGCCAGGAAUUCCAACUUCAAUUCUUUAUCUGUAUCUGGGAAUUUCAGAUGAGGCCAUUAGUUCAGUCCUGGUGAGAGAGGAAGUCAAGCAACAGAAACCAAUCUAUUACAUCAGCAGUGUAUUACAUGGAGCAGAGCUGAGAUAUCCUAUAGCGGAGAAAGCAGCAUUAGCAGUUGUCACUUCGGCCAGGAAGCUGAGACCAUAUUUUCAGUCACACCCAAUCAUCGUUCUCACAGAUCAACCUCUCAGGCAAAUCCUGCAGAAACCAGAAUGCUCUGGAAGAUUAAUUAAGUGGGCAGUGGAACUGGGGGAGUUUGAAAUCACGUUUCAGCAGAGAUCGACCAUCCAAGCUCAAGCACUAGCAGAUUUCAUUGUCGAAUGCACUCCAUGUCCCUCCACCUCUACUCCAGAACCCAACGAAUGGAUCUUAUAUGUUGACGGAGCAUCUAGCAGCAAGGGUUCAGGGGCUGGAGCUCUCUUGAUUGGUCCAGAGGGAUACCGAAGUGAACAUGCCCUGAAAUUCAACUUUGAUGCGACAAAUAAUAUGGCUGAGUAUGAAGCUCUGCUACUGGGUCUACAACUAGCAUUAGAGUUGAAAAUCAGUGCAAUUCAAGUCUACAGUGACUCCCAACUGGUAGUGAACCAAAUCAACUCUAUUUGCGAAGUCGUUGAUCCUGUGAUGGUAAAGUACGUAGCCUUGGUGGCUGAGCUGAAGUGCAAGUUCCAAAAAUUCUGUUUGAGUAAAAUCCCCCGAGCUGAGAAUGAACAGGCAGAUUUACUUUCUAAGUUUGCCUCUGAUAGCUCUGUAAGCUCCAGAUCUGUUUUUGUAGAGGUCCUAGAUGAACCAAGCUUCAUGAAGCCUCGUGUGAUGGAGAUUAGCACAGACCCUGACACGCCGAGCUGGACCGAUUCGAUUGUCUCCUUUUUACGAGAUGGGAUCGUAUCUGAGAACAAACAGGAGGCAAUGAAAUUGAGGAAGAAAGCAUCUCGAUAUACACUCGUUGAUGGGGUCCUGUAUAAGAGGUGCACGAGGGUGUCUGUGGAAGCCAUGUUGGUGCCAGGACUUUGGCCCACAAAGUCUUACGGCAAGGAUAUUACUGGCCAAACAUGUACAAAGAUGCCACUUGCUUCGUUCAAAAAUGCCCGAAAUGUCAAUUCUUCGCACAUCUAACUCAUCAACCA
Molecule: messenger RNA, 2389 nt
Organism: Rubroshorea leprosula
Lineage: Eukaryota; Viridiplantae; Streptophyta; Magnoliopsida; Malvales; Dipterocarpaceae
Source: the annotation of a GenBank genome assembly